Messenger RNA from Phacochoerus africanus (Common warthog), 1850 nucleotides. RefSeq names its product solute carrier family 25 member 1 (gene SLC25A1). Gene Ontology annotation, biological process: mitochondrial citrate transmembrane transport. The record is from RefSeq and is a predicted model, not a curated record. The coding region runs from base 729 to 1331 and encodes 200 amino acids. Lineage: Eukaryota; Metazoa; Chordata; Mammalia; Artiodactyla; Suidae. The transcript has 11 exons.
GAUCCAGCGUUGCCGCAGAGUGGGUCACAACUUCAACUUGUGUCUGAUCCCUGGGCUUGGGAACUCCAUGUGCCAUGGGGCCUCUACUUGUGUUUUUUCUUGGCUGAGAAGACAUUUCAGAUCCCUAAAAUUGAGACGAAGAGUAAAGUGAAAUCUCAGACACUCGCAGAAGAGGGGAUUUUUCAGGACAUGGGUCUCUGUGAACACUGUUGCCCUGAUGACCGAGGCCAGUCUGCCCAGGAGCAUGGAGCUGACUCCCAGCCCGUGAAGGGCCCUCUGGACACACCAGUCUCGUAGGGAGCCGAUGACCACAGCUGGGCACACAGCCUCUCGCUCCAUGAAGACAUGAGCCAUGUGUGGCAGGCAGGGAGGCAGGGGCAGUUGUAGAAGCCGGCUGUGCUUGAAGGUGGUCCUCCUGGUCAGCCCUGGUCUCCUGGAGAAGCAUCUCUGCUCAAGAACAAGGGGCUCCUUGCUUCCAGCACCAUAACUGCGGCCUGGCGGGCGGCAUCGAAAUCUGCAUCACCUUCCCCACCGAGUACGUGAAGACGCAGCUGCAGCUGGACGAGCGCUCGCACCCGCCGCGCUACCGGGGCAUCGGGGACUGCGUGCGGCAGACAGUCCGCAGCCAUGGCGUCCUGGGCCUGUACCGCGGCCUCAGCUCCCUGCUCUACGGCUCCAUCCCCAAGGCGGCUGUCAGGUUCGGGACGUUCGAGUUUCUCAGCAACCACAUGCGGGACGCCCAGGGACGGCUGGACAGCACGCGCGGGCUACUGUGCGGCCUGGGAGCCGGUGUGGCCGAGGCCGUGGUGGUCGUGUGCCCCAUGGAGACUAUCAAGGUGAAGUUCAUCCAUGACCAGACCUCUUCCAACCCCAAAUACAGAGGAUUCUUCCACGGGGUCAGAGAAAUUGUGCGGGAACAAGGGCUGAAGGGGACAUACCAGGGCCUCACAGCCACUGUGCUGAAACAGGGAUCCAACCAGGCCAUCCGCUUCUUCGUUAUGACCGCCCUGCGCAACUGGUACCGAGGAGACAACCCCAACAAGCCCAUGAACCCGCUGAUCACUGGUGUGUUUGGAGCAAUUGCGGGAGCAGCUAGUGUCUUCGGGAACACUCCUCUGGAUGUGAUCAAGACCCGGAUGCAGGGCCUGGAGGCACAUAAAUACCGCAAUACCUGGGACUGCGGCCUGCAGAUCCUGAGGAAUGAGGGGCUCAAGGCAUUCUACAAGGGCACCAUCCCCCGCCUGGGUCGGGUCUGCCUGGAUGUGGCCAUUGUGUUCAUCAUUUAUGAUGAGGUGGUGAAGCUGCUCAACAAAGUGUGGAAGACAGACUGAGCCGUGGGGGCUGCCCCCAGCGCCCCCUUCUCACAAUUCCAGUGCAGUCGUGCCAAAAGGCCCCUCCCCGUCCCUUGCACUCCGUGGCCCAGGGCUGUCCCCUGUGGUCGUCAAUUCCACAUGUCCCAUAGUGCCAUGUGUCUCAUGUGGUCUGUAAGAUACUACGAUGUGUCUAGCUGAGACCGGGUGUCCCUCUGGCCUGUUAAUCCGUGCCCACUUGUCCACGUGCUUACUCAUGUGUGCCUGUGUUUCAUGUUUCCUGUCCUGUGACCCUGUGCCCCACUUCCUGGGGUGCCUGUGUGGCCUGGUCCCAGCCCGGUGCCUUCCACCCACCCUGGCCUACCACAGCUGCCUCUGGGCUUCAGCCUGGCCUCACUGCAUUCCAGGGGCUCCAUGCCCCCCGCUUCUCCCGCCACUGGCCUUAACUGGCCCUCGGGCCCUCCUUCCGCCCGGGACAGGGUGGCCCCUGCCUCUCUCAGGACCACCCUUCCAAGGCAGAAUAAACCGGAUCCUGUUGCA